Prunus armeniaca (apricot) is the source of this 2583-nucleotide messenger RNA. The record is from the annotation of a GenBank genome assembly. NCBI's taxonomy places the organism in Eukaryota, Viridiplantae, Streptophyta, Magnoliopsida, Rosales, Rosaceae.
AUGUCCCUCGACUCCGACUCAGCAGCCGUGGCUUCCACCAGCAGAGACUGGUACUUUCCCUCACCGCCCUUCAUCCACAACAACACGAACUCUACGAAAUUUCCAAAAUACCCUCGAAGAUUCCCAACAAACCCCAGGCCGUCCCAACACCUUCCUCCCGAUUAUCGGCCGCCAUUUGGCGGCGUUUCGUCUCCCAAUUCGUCGCCGCCGUUUCGCAGCGUUUCGUCCUCGACCUCGGCCCCUCACAGAGCUUUUAACCAUGAGAGGCUUAGACGGAGGGUCGAUUUCGGUCGCCGGCGAGAGAAGCCGCAGCAAAACGACGUCAACGAGGCCAUUCCAAGCGUUUCCGACGGCGUUUCGAGAAGAAGAUCGGAGGUUUCGAGUGCGGUUUCGGGCGAUAAGUUUUUGGGAAAUGGUUUCAACGUUCGGUGGAAAAUGGCCUUUUUCGUAGCGAUUGCGACGACAGUAUUUUCAUCAGUGGUGUACCAGAAUUUCUGUUUACAUAUCCAAGUCAAUGAGUUGCAGGAACAUAUUUCCAAGCUUGAAUUUACGUUACGAGCCUACAAUUUGUCAGAUUCUAUGGAACUCAUCAGUUCCUUUGGGCAGCAGAGUGAUCUCCACAGCAAAAUUUUAAAAAGAUUAGCUCUUAUGGUCUCCCUCACACUUUUAUCUAUGCCUGUCCUAGCUUUCAAGUACAUUGAUUAUGUCUCUAGAUCAAGGUCAUCAGAAAACAUUUCAGAAGAAGUGUCUCUAAACAAACAGCUAGCAUAUCGAGUUGAUUUGUUUUUAUCAGUCCACCCAUAUUCUAAGCCAUUGGCAUUGUUAGUUGCAACUCUAUUACUUAUUUUUCUUGGUGGUUUAGCACUCUUCGGAGUGAAAGAUGAUAGCUUAGCAGAAUGCCUUUGGUUAUCGUGGACUUAUGUAGCUGAUUCUGGCAACCAUACUGACUCUGAAAAGAUUGGUGAAAGGCUCGUUUCAGUUUCCAUUAGCUUUGGCGGUAUGCUCAUAUUUGCAAUGAUGCUUGGACUUGUAUCUGAUGCAAUUUCGGAGAAGUUUGAUUCAUUGAGGAAAGGAAGAAGUAAGGUGGUUGAGCAAAACCAUACUUUAAUUCUUGGCUGGAGCGAUAAAUUGGGAUCGUUAUUGAAUCAGCUUGCAAUAGCCAAUGAGAGUUUGGGUGGAGGGAUUGUUGUAGUCAUGGCUGAGCGAGAUAAAGAGGAAAUGGAACUUGACAUUGCUAAAAUGGAGUUUAAUUUCAAAGGAACAUCUGUAAUAUGCAGAAGUGGGAGCCCUCUUAUUUUGGCUGACCUGAAAAAGGUCUCUGUCUCUAAAGCCCGUGCAAUAAUCGUCCUUGCUGAAGAUGGAAAUGCUGAUCAGAGUGAUGCCCGUGCAUUGAGAACAGUUUUAAGUCUAACUGGAGUAAAAGAAGGGCUGAGAGGACAUAUUGUGGUUGAACUAAGUGAUCUUGACAAUGAGAUCUGGGAAGAUAUCCUUGGGUUUGAAAAUUGCGAGUUCUACAUCAAAAGAUGGUCACAGUUGGAUGGCAUGCAUUUUGAGGAUGUAUUGAUCAGUUAUCCUGAUGCCAUUCCUUGUGGAAUCAAGGUUGCAUCAUUAGGUGGUAAAAUUAUUUUGAAUCCCGAUGACUCUUAUGUUCUACAAGAAGGCGAUGAAGUGCUUGUCAUAGCCGAGGAUGACGAUACCUAUGCUCCUGCACCAUUGCCUACGGUCUGGAGAGGAAGUCUACCCAAAGACUUUAUUGUUCCAAAGUCUGCAGAAAGGAUACUUUUUUGUGGUUGGCGGCGAGAUAUGGAGGAUAUGAUUAUGGUAUUGGAUGCCUUUCUGGCCCCUAGUUCAGAGCUCUGGAUGUUCAACGAGGUUGCUGAAAAGGAGAGGGAAAAGAAGCUCAUUGAUGGUGGCCUUGACAUCAGCCGGUUGGUGAAUAUAACUUUAGUUAAUCGUGAGGGAAAUGCUGUCAUACGCCGUCAUUUAGAAAGCCUUCCUUUGCAAUCUUUUGAUUCGAUCUUAAUUUUGGCUGAUGAGUCUGUGGAAGACUCAGCAAUCCAAGCUGAUUCCAGAUCUCUUGCAACAUUACUUUUAAUUCGUGAUAUUCAGGCUAAGCGUCUCCCUAUGGUAACACAUGUUCAAAGAGGAAGCUUCUCACAAGGCUCAUGGAUAGGAGAAAUGCAGCAAGCUUCAGAUAAGUCAGUUAUAAUUAGUGAAAUUCUGGACCCAAGGACUAAAAAUCUAUUAUCCAUGUCAAAGAUCAGCGAUUAUGUGCUAUCGAAUGAGCUCGUAAGCAUGGCAUUGGCCAUGGUGGCUGAGGAUCGGCAAAUAAAUGAUGUGUUGGAAGAGCUGUUUGCAGAGGAGGGCAAUGAAUUGCAAAUAAGGCAAGCAGAUCUCUAUCUCCGUGAAGGUGAGGAAUUGAGCUUCUAUGAAGUACUCUUGCGAGCUCGACAGAGGAGAGAGGUCAUGAUUGGUUACCGUUUAGCCAAUGCUGAGAGAGCUGUCAUCAAUCCCCCAUCCAAAAGUGAGAGACGGAGGUGGUCAGUGAAGGAUGUUUUUGUGGUGAUUGCGGAGAAGGAAUGA